CGUGACCCGAACCGGAAGCCCACGUCUGGUCGCCCCGGCAAUAGCCCCUCCCACUCACGUCCCCUCUGCCGCCCCACGGGAAGUAGGCCCCUGCUAGCCCAUCGCCCAGGAUCAGCAAGCUACGCGCCCACGAGACCACGGUCACCACGGUCGAGCCCAGGUGCCAGCCGGCCUGUAGUGGGUAAGUUGUGUGGAGAGGAGGCGCUCUGAGGAACUGCUUUGGAAACCCCAAAAUAGCCAUGAACGUCACACACCUGUGCUAACCAGACCUUUGCACUGUGCUUGUUCUCUCCUAGUUUGGGUGUCCAUUUGGAGUCUCACAAUCAGAGAUGGAAGCAGAGGAGGCAUCAUCGAAACCUACCGAGUGUUGGUCUUCUCAUCCCAUAUAUGCGAGAUACUGGCAACAUUAUUAUCAAGCAAUGGCUUGGAUGCGAAGCCACCAGAAUGCCUAUCGGAAGGCCAUGGAGUCCUAUGUCAGCUCCCCAUGGUACUUGGGUCCCCCAGCUUUUCCCCAGGGCUCUUAUGCCGAAGACGGCCAGCCUCCUCAGUCCCUCUAUGACCAUCCGUCGGCCUCCCAGCACGCCCCCUGCGGUUAUUCCCAGGCUCCGCCGUGUGGGCAGCAUCCGCAGGGCAGCGCAGGAGAUGACCAAGCUGGGGACGCAGACGAGAUGGAGAGCGAGUCAGACGACGACGACGACGAAGUAGAGUGCGACCUGAGCAACAUGGAGAUCACGGAGGAGCUCCGCCAGUACUUCGCGGAGACCGAGCGGCACCGGGAGGAGCGGCGGCGGCAGCAGCAGCUGGACGAGGCGCGCCUGCAGGACUACGUGAACGCCGACCAUGACCUGUACUACAACACACACCGCUCGGUGGAGGCCCCAUCCGAGGGGCCCAGUGAACGGCGCCAGGCCGAGAUGAAGCGCUUGUACGGGGAAGACGCCGCCAAGAUCCUGGCCAUGGAGGCUGCCGUGCAGCUGAGCUUUGACAAGUACUUUGACCGAAAGCGGCCCAAAUACUGGCCGGUCAUCCCACUGAAGUUCUGAGCCCUGGGGCCUGGGCCCUCAGUCAUCACCCUCUUCUUUUGGGAUUUGCUCUCUUCAUUUCCUACUGUGUGUUUUCUUGGGGAAGGGGGACUUUAUACUGAAAAAUCGGCACGUUCACCAGAGUCUGAGGGGCCCAUCACAGGGGUGGAUGGAAUAUGUCAGCCACUUGGAAGCGGCAGGGCGCACACUUUUACCAACAUGAGAUUUUCUUUUGACCUCAGAUGAAAUACUUUUUUGUGUUAACAGUAGUGUUCAGUUCACUCAAGUUCUCACUUAGAGAUACUGCUUAGUUUUCUAUCUUUUUCUGUUUUCUUCUAUCUUGAACCCCACUGAACUAGGCAGAUGCCUUAAAUAAGUGCUCUCCCACUCAGACUGCUUGAGCCCCACUGAGAAUGAUUCAAGCAUGUGGCGAGACAAAUCCCACUUCUCUCCCAUGCACAGGUCAGCAUGCAUGUCCUAUAAAGGGCAGCAAGUUUAUGUUUUUGGCUUUGCAGGCCACACGGUCUGUGUCAUGACUACUCAGUUCCACCCUUGCAGCAUGAAAGCAGCCAUAGAGGGUAAGUAAAUAAAUGGGUGUGGCUGUGUUCCAAUAAUUUUUUUUUUAUAAAAACAGGCCCGUGGGCUAGAUUUGGCCUAUCGGCAGUAGUUGGGACCCCUGCUCUAAUGGAAUGAAAAUAACAGUCUGACAUUUUUGUUACCGCCUCAUCCCCACAGACUUUGAAUGUCAAACAGAUGUGAGAGUAAAGAACAGUGAUUCCCAAACCUGCUCACCUCUCUGCAGUCUCCUUUGUUGUAUAAAAGGUAUAACUGACCUCUUUGUAUAGCAAAUUCUGUUUUAAUAAGAGAAUACAUUUCUGAGAAUGAAAAUCUGAAAAUUGAUGGAACAGUCCAUUUUAAAAAGCCAGCUGCCUUUUAAAUAAGUUAUUACAGUGCGGUGCCAGGGUGAGCCUUGUUGUCCUGAGAAGAUUAGCACAUCCAUCAAAGGUUGGUGAAAAGAUUUAGUAUUGACAUGUUUUUCCCUAAGAACACUUAGCUCCACAUUUCAGCCCCUGCCCUGUGACAAAUGCAUUACUUUCAUCAGCCCCAGGUGCUUAUUUUUCCAAGCUCUCGUGUUAUUACUGGAGUUGCAAUUUGUGCUUGGGUAUUGCAGACAAAAAUGAGAAUUAACUUCCCCUGAGGUGACACAUGACUAAAAUCUCAAAUCUUUAGUAGUUCUCUUUAUUUUAAACUCAUAUGCCUAAGUAGAAAACAGAUGUGAUCCAGGCACGAAUACAAACGAAAGCCGGUAAUUGCAGCAGGUUCUUAGCUGUUUGAGAGAGAAAUGUUUCUCGUUGCAAAGGACUCUCCUACCUUUCCCCAAAGACACCUCCAUGUGGGUCCCAGUCCUGAUGGCUUUGUGACUGUGGACUGUGGGAGUUCCUUCCACCUCUCACUUGCUUCUGUGUUCACUGCUCUUGAAGUGGGUAUUAAUGCAUCCCUCACGUGGGAUGCUUGUGAGGGCCACGUUGAGUUAGUGCCUGUAAAACACACAGUGCUGGCCACUCGGUACAUGUUGACAUUUACUCCGUCUUUCAAAAUUGCCAAGGAGAGCCAGUGAAAAUCCCAGAUAUGAAACUUCUUCCAAAUAUGGAGAAAUGUUUCCCUGUCAGCUCUUCAAAUGGAUGCAUUGGCUUCUUUUAUCUCAUUCCUACCUGCCCUUCCCAAGAUGCCUCAUGGAUAAUUUGUGAUAGGAGGGAUUUAUGACUUGUUCAUUCAUUUAUUCAGCAAAUAUUUGACUCCUUUCCAUUCCACUUAACCAAACCAUAGUCUCUUUCCCCAGGGAACUUGUGUUCUAGGAGGAUAGGCAGACAGGUGUGCAAUGAUAAUUGCGAUUCGUGCACUGCAAGAGCAUGUGAGAGAGAUGAGGCCGGGCCUUCUCAGCCUCAGCACUAUUGACAUCUGGGGCCAGAUCACUCUUUGUUUUUGGAAAAUAGUAUGGAUGCAUACAUAUGUACUAAAAUUGAGAUACUUGCAUGCAAAUGAUGCGCGCACACACACCAGCUUCACAAUAAUGGUUCUAAGCAGGGAAAAAAUUGGAGUGCCAUUCAAAAGGGGUUUUUCUGUCUCACUGAUUUUAAUUUCUUUAUAACAGAAAAGCUAUGGUAGGCACCCAGUUUUGCUAGAGGCCCCCAAGUUCAUCUAUUCUGACACAAAAUAGUGUAUUUUUCACUUCUAGGGUUAACUGUUACAUGAAAUAUUUAUUCAUCAAACAUUUACUUAAGGAUUACUAUAGGACAUACACUCUUCAAGUAGCUUUACAAAUAUUAAUUUCUUUAGGAAUCAACCUAUGACAAACCUAUUAAGUAAUUAUUACAGGUAUACAACCUGUUUUCCAAAACACUUAGGUCAGGUGUGUUCCAGAAUUCAGACGUACUUUUAAUUCCAUUCAGGGCAGGUUUUGUCAUCAAAUCCUUAGAGUCAAAUCAGGUUUGGCUGCCAAACAAAUUGUUGUAAACAAAAUAAAAACAAAACAACAACAAAAACAGCUUCCAGUUUCCAGAGCGUUGGGGAUUUCAGAAAAGGAGUGAAGGAAUAUUCCCGUUUUGCAGAUUAGGAAACUGAAGCACAGAGAAAUUAGCCAAUUUAACCAGGUUCACUUUCAGUGGUGAAAGUGUGUCAAACCCAGACAAUCUGACUCCUAAACUCCCCACUUUUAGCUGCUUCGCCCUGCUGAACUUGGCCUCCACAACCAUACUUACAAUAUAUGUAAAGCACAAUGUAUCCAAAGCACAGCACAGCGAACAAUCUGAAGCCUCUUACAGCCCUCAGCAGGAUUCCAGUGUAUUCCAUGCUGGAGCAUGGGGUUAGGUUCUAGUCCUAGCUUGGUUUGAGAGUGUUUGACUCCGGAUAAUGCAUUUGUACUCUGUCCAAAUUUCAGAACUGAGGCUAUAGCCGUGAGAAGAAGAGGGGACACACCUGAGAUAUUGAGGAAAUAGACAUUCCCGUGGCUUGGCAGUUUGGGGUAGGUGAGGAAAAAUCGAGGAUGGCUCAGGUUUCUGUCUUGGAUGGUGGUUCUAGUCAUUGAGGUAAAUAAAGAAAACAAUGAAAAACCUGUUUGGGAAGAAGGAUAAUUAAUUCUGUUUGGGACACUGAGUUUGUAGAGUUCACAGGACAUCUUGUGAUAUUCUGUCAGUCACUGGAUAUUUGGGUUUGGAACUCCGUGGAGAGGGUCUGCAUCAAAAAUACA
This is a messenger RNA of Rhinolophus ferrumequinum (greater horseshoe bat), 4269 nucleotides long. RefSeq names its product gem nuclear organelle associated protein 8 (gene GEMIN8). Gene Ontology annotation, biological process: spliceosomal snRNP assembly. The record is from RefSeq and is a predicted model, not a curated record. Gene Ontology annotation, cellular component: SMN complex. Lineage: Eukaryota; Metazoa; Chordata; Mammalia; Chiroptera; Rhinolophidae. The transcript is spliced from 4 exons. Bases 330 to 1043 code for a protein of 237 amino acids.